This is a messenger RNA of Antechinus flavipes (yellow-footed antechinus), 2697 nucleotides long. Its product is annotated as maestro heat-like repeat-containing protein family member 7. Gene Ontology annotation, cellular component: cytoplasm. The transcript is spliced from 13 exons. Lineage: Eukaryota; Metazoa; Chordata; Mammalia; Dasyuromorphia; Dasyuridae. The record is from RefSeq and is a predicted model, not a curated record. Bases 1 to 1614 code for a protein of 537 amino acids.
AUGAUUUACAGCAAUCUGAACAACAUAAAAGAUUCCAGUGCCAUCAGAAUCAUUGAGAAGUGUAUUCAAGAACUAGCCCAGAAGUAUCCUGAUGAAGUCAUGCUGAUGUUUCUCUCCAUCCAGGAUAAUGUUCAGGAUCGAGAGCUGUGGAAGAUCCUGGCAGCCUCCUCCAAAGGCUAUGAUAACAUUCUGAAUCAUCUGCUAAAGAGGUUGAAGUCUUUAAAUUUUCAGGAUCCCAAGGAGUCUGAACACUCUGUGGUGAUCAGUUCUGUGGUGGCCAGCAGGGCUCUCAAUGAGCUGCUUUUGGAAUCCAGUUCUAUGGUAGAGGUGGAGACCUUCUACCCUUGGCUGUACAUGGCCCUCCUGUCUCUGAUCUCCUUCCUUGUGUUUGAAGAGGGCAGCAAGAAUCUCCCCAAGCAGCCAGGGAUGCCUGAAUGGCUGAACCCUGUGAGCUGUACCAUUGAGGCCCUGAAGACCUUGAUCAGCUCAGCUGGGUAUGGCUACCAGGUGUCUUUCAUGCAAUAUCACAAGACCUGGAAACUCCUGGCUGAUCCAGAGGGAUAUUUGGAUGGAAUCGCCUUGGUAGCCAAGUCUAUGAUCAUUAGAAGCUGCUGGCACAUUCGCCCCAUUGUCAGUCUCAUCUUUAACAUCCUCAACGGGAUUGAAGUUGGGAGUUCUGUUACUGCCUUAGCUAUCUUCACCGAGCUGCUCCGCAACACAGAGGUGGCAGCCAUGACAGAUGAAACCAUCAUCGAACUCCUUAUAAAUUUUGUCCAAAAAAAUGAACCGGUGACCCAGCAACUGGUGCUAAAGGCAGCAGGGAACUUUGGGACGCAUAAGGAGACGAACAAGUUCUUCCGAAUGCUGCAGCCCUACAUCCUGAGCUGCUGCUACUCCACAAACUCCAAAGUCGUGACAGAAGCAUUCUUGGCUCUGAGAUGCAUUAUCUACAACCUCACCUGGACCGACUCCGUCGUACUGCUCAUUGAGAUCUCCUGUGCACUGCGGCCCUUCUUUGAUGAUGAGUCGGACGACCUUCGCUAUAAUUCAAUUGACAUGUUUGCUGCCCUCUUGGCCAAGGUGAAACGAAGGUUCUUGAUGGCUCCCUUUAGGUACCAGGUCCACUGCAGCCUGGUUCCCCUGAUGUUCCACCUGCAGGAUGAGAACAUCAAUGUGACCCAUGCUAGCAGGGAUGGCCUCUGCCACUCUGCCAAAAUUCUGGUCUGCCCACGCCUCAAGUCGGUGUGCAGCAACAGAGACAUGUUCACCAUUGGGAGGACCCUGCUGGAGGAGCAAAAGGACAAAAUCCCCUGGUUUUUGAGUCAGAGUCUCAGCUACUUUAAUAAUCCCCAGUCGGGCAUACGACAAGCAGCUGUGUGGUUGACAAGCCAGAUUAUCCAGAUCAAGGAUCUAGAAGGUGAGGAGGAAUAUCAAACAGUCUCUUCAGCCCUUAAGCACAUGAAGAAUGACCCAGACCCCGCCGUCUCCUGCUUGGCGACACAGACCAUCUGCAUUCUGGGGGUCAAGAGGAUUCAACAAAGACACUGCUGGCACGUGGUUAAUUUCAUCUGCUGUAGGGACAUAGGCAAAAAGUCAAGUCAGACUCUAUGCUGAUUCCUGAAAACCGUUCCACCUCUACUUACAAUCCAACAGUCCAAAAGACCAAGCAUUAAUUAAGUGCCUACUUAAGAGCAGACAUUCUUUUUUUUUUCUCCUUUUUUUUUAUUAAAGCUUUUUAUUUUCAAAACAUAUGCAUGGAUAAUUUUUCAACAUUGACCCUUGCAAAACCCUGUGUUCCAAAUUUUCCCCUCCUUCCCCUACCCUCUUCCCCUCUCCUAAAUGGCAAGUAAUCCAAUAUAUGUUAAACAUGUUAAAAUAUAUACUAAAUACAAUAUAUGCAUACCUAUUUAUACAAUUAUCUUGCUGCACAAGAAAAAUCAGAUCAAAAAGAAAAAAAUGAGAAAGAAAACAAAAUGCAAGCAAACAACAACAAAAAGAGUGAAAAUACUGUGUUGUAAUCCACACUCAGUUCCCACAGUCCUCCCUCUGGAUGUAGGAGGCUCUCUUUAUCACAAGAUCAUUGGAACUGAUCUGAAUCAUUUCAUUAUUGGAAAAAGUCCAUCAGAAUUGAUCAUCAUAUAAUCUUGUUGCCAUGUAUGAUGAUCUCCUGGUUCUGCUCACCUCACUUAGCAUUUGUUCAUGUAAGUCUCUCUAGGCCUCUCUGAAAUCAUCCUGCUGAUCGUUUCUUACAGAACAAUAAUAUUCUAUAACAUUCAUAUAUCACAAUUUAUUCAGCCAUUCUCCAAUUGAUGGGCAUCCACUCAGCUUCCAGUUUCUGGCCACUACAAAGAGGGCUGCCACAAACAUUCUUGCACAUACAGUUUCCUUUCCCUUCUUUAAUAUCUCUUUGGGAUACAGGUCCAAUAGAAACACUGCUGGGUCAAAGGGUAUGCACAAUUUGAUAGCUCUUUGGACAUAGUUCCAAAUCGCUCUUCAGAAUGGCUGGAUCCAUUCACAAUUCUACCAACAAUGUAUUAGUGUCCCACUUUUCCCACAUCUCCUCCAACAUUUGUCAGUAUCUUUUCCUGUCAUUUUAGCUAAUCUGAGAGGUGUGUAGUCAUAUCUCAGAGUUGUCUUAAUUUGCAUUUCUCUGCUCAAUAGUGAUUUAAAACAACUUUUCAUAUGACUGGAAAUGUU